This is a messenger RNA of Cladocopium goreaui, 2452 nucleotides long. Lineage: Eukaryota; Dinophyceae; Suessiales; Symbiodiniaceae. The record is from the annotation of a GenBank genome assembly.
CAAACUUGGAAGAGCCAGCCGCCUUUUCACUGGGCGGGAUGUCUUGCAUGAGCCGGCAACCUCGAGGGUUGUGAACCACAAUGGAUACAAAGCGCCUCUUUUGCUGCUCUUGUGAAAAUGCAGAGGAUGAAAGGCAAAAUGGGAGUGCAGAUAUUGGAUUACUUUAUCGAAUAGAUCCAGACGAACAAGAAGACGACAAAGCUAUCGUAGGCGUCGGAGAAACAAAUGAUGAGCUGCAAGUCGCACAGCACCAGCGCCAAGAAUUUACUCGUACGAUGACUGACGAGCAGAAGGACCGAGUGCGAGGCGGCUCGGUCCUGGAUCCAAUCUCUGAGGGCUUAUUCUCUGCCUUGGGCUGGUCUGCUGCCGAUUCCGGCCUGGAUGAAAUCACCAUCGGCUCAGGGAUGGCCUCAGCAUCGCCCUUCCGACCUGAGAACAUGAGAAGCGACAGUCAUGAGGACCAGAAAGACAGCCUUGGUUGGGUGAAUUACAUCCUGGAGUCCACCUGGCCACAUACCCGGAUAACCAUCAAUGACCUGGCGAAGAAGAUUGUGUCGCAAGAGGUGAAGGCAGCCAUCCGAGAACGGAAUCGGCUUGGCUUCAACAUCGACAUCAAUCUCAGAACGCUCUUUGACAUUGGCUCAAAUCCGCCUUCACUGAAAAACGUCGUGGCCACUCACACUCACAGUGGCGCCGGAGGUCAGGAAGGUGUGGAACUUCUAGCCAAUGUCGAGAUGUCCGCGGCCUCAGACUUCCACUUCGAGUUGGCCAUCUCUGGGCGCGUGAGCAAAUUGCCGGUGAACACCUCCGUUGGCUUAUCUAGUUUCAGCCUAUUCGGCAACGUUUGUGUACUGCUGGCCCCGCUGGUCGACAGCGUGCCUAUCUUUGCAGGAGGCAAGGUCUACUUCUUGGAUUUGCCCAACCUGCAUAUGGCCUUUUUUGGGAUGCCUUCAGCCGGAAAGUUGCUUGGACCCAUUCUGGUUGCGGCAGUCCAGACAACAGCGGAACAAAUUUUGCAAUCCUUCGUGGUCCCAGGUGGAAUCUAUGUGCCUAUCGCGCCCAUCCCACCUUCGAACUUGAUUCCGAUUGCCACACCACCUCCGUAUGGUUAUGUUCUGGUCACAGUCUAUCAAGCGCGGGGUGUUUUUGGUGGUGACUGGUCCUUGUUUAGCAAAGAGACCUCAGACCCAUCUGUCACCAUUAAACUUGGUGGCACCUCCUUCAUUACUUCGUAUCACACUAAUACCAGUCAUCCCGUGUGGGACCCACCGGAGAGUGGCUUCCUGCCUCUCUUUCACCAGAACCAGCAGUUGUACAUUGAUGUCACAGAUGUUGACUUGGGUGAUCGCCGAGACCUUCUGGGGCAAUUUUCAGGGACUGUCCAGAAGGUCCACGAACGUCUUCAAGGCAAAGACUGGUUAGAAAUGGAGCUCACCGACAUGGCCAAAGAAGCUGGUGGUGUGAAUCCACCUCCGAUGGAGGUACUUUUGCAGACAGAGUAUUUGGAAGUAGUCAAGCUGAGUCCGGAGAAUGGAAUCCAAGAGGAACUCCCGAAGGGCGAAGUCCAUGAGUUGGGAGGGCCUCGUCAUCUGACCGUGGACUAUGUUCCGCUCUUGAGACUUUGCUCGGUAACGUUGUUCGGAAUAGAGAGCCACGACGACAGAACGCUCAAUGCCUUGCUCUACUCAACUGCGGUAGUCACCGUUGAACCUGGAAAGAAGCCGAAGAACUGGACGAAGGACAAAACGGGUGGACCCAUAUCUCGAGGACUUGAAUCAAUUGGACGGAAGUUGUUCAUGUCUGAUGCAAGCGGUGGCACGCUGAAGCAGCCUCCAAUGAAGAGCAAGAAGGCGAAAGCUUGGGGCUCAGCCCAAGGUGUUGCUCCUACAGGCAAAAACAUGCACAAUGUUGGCGCACAUUCGCAGCUCAUGAUUGAGAGGCUUGCAAUCGACAAGAACAUGACUUACGCAGAAAUUGCAGAAAUUUCAGGCCUCGAAGAGGCACAGGUUCAGUUGGUGGUUGAGAUGCAGCGAACUUUGAACGUCGUUUGGUACCAGUCCUUUCAUCGGUUGCUUGAGUACCCAGGUGGCAAAGUCAGUGUGGAAGUUUUCAAGGAGGACAAACAGUCACUGGGCAAAGUGAUGAUCGGCUUGGAAGAAGUCGAGGUGUCACCAGACAAGAUCUUAAAGGUCAGAAAGCCCCUGUCAGGGCGCAGCGAUUUGAUUUUGGUCUUUGACAUCGAGCUGAAAGGGCUGCGACGCUCGAAGAUGACCCAUCGAAGGGGUCAUAAGAGCUACCAGGAGCCUUCUGGGCAAAACAAGGGCCGCAACAUCAUCACAGCCACAAAGAUCCCAAGCAGACUAGGCUCUUUCAUAAAACGUUCGCGCUCACAGAGUUCCGAGAUCUGAGUAGUUGGAGUAGUUGCAGUAGUUGGAGUAGUUGGCAAACUAGG